ACACUUUUGUUGGCGAAGCCGUCACAUUUGAGUCUCACCCUUCCUCAACUUGUUUCGUAAAAUGGAGCGAUAGUCGUCGUCUUCUUCUUCCUCCUCUCUCUCACAACACGAUUAUCUACCCAUUUCUUCGUCAUUCUUAGAUUAAACAAAUUCAAUUUCUAGUUGACCCGUUUCGAUUCACGCAGUCUCUCAGCAUUUCAAAGAAAAUUUCUAGGGUUUCGAUUCUUAAACAAACUUUUGAUAAUGGACCCGGUAGCCCUCGAUAGGAUAAUCGAACGGUUAAUUGAAGUUCGAUCGACUAAACCAGGGAAGUUGGUGCAGCUCUCAGAGGCUGAAAUCAAGCAGCUUUGUGUUGCCUCUCGUGAAAUCUUUAUGAAACAACCUAAUCUUCUUGAACUCGAAGCCCCUAUCAAGAUUUGUGGCGACAUUCAUGGACAAUACAGCGACCUAUUGCGACUCUUCGAAUACGGAGGCUUUCCUCCCCAAUCCAAUUACCUUUUUCUCGGCGAUUAUGUCGAUCGAGGCAAACAAAGUCUGGAAACAAUAUGUCUCUUGCUUGCUUACAAAAUCCGGUACCCUGAAAACUUCUUUCUUCUUCGAGGAAACCAUGAAUGCGCUUCAAUAAACCGGAUUUAUGGGUUUUACGAUGAAUGUAAGCGCCGAUUCAAUGUGAAGCUAUGGAAAGCUUUCACAGAAUGCUUCAACUGUCUCCCUGUCGCUGCACUUGUCGAUGAUAAGAUCUUGUGUAUGCAUGGUGGACUCUCCCCUGAUCUUUCCGAUUUGGAUCAAAUCAGAAACUUACAGCGACCAACUGCCAUUCCCGACACUGGAUUGCUAUGUGAUUUGUUGUGGUCGGAUCCUAGUAAAGAUGUGAAAGGAUGGGGGAUGAAUGAUCGUGGGGUUUCUUACACUUUUGGUCCCGAUAGGGUGUCAGAGUUUUUGACAAAACAUGAUCUUGAUCUUGUUUGUCGUGCUCAUCAGGUUGUGGAAGAUGGGUAUGAAUUUUUUGCUGAGAGGCAACUUGUUACAAUAUUUUCGGCUCCAAAUUAUUGUGGGGAGUUUGAUAAUGCGGGUGCAAUGAUGAGUGUGGAUGAGAAUUUGAUGUGUUCAUUUCAAAUCCUUAAGCCAGCUGAAAAGAAAAACAAGUUCUUGAUGUCUACAAAGAUGUAAAAUUGUCUUCAACUGCCUAGUGUAUUUCCCAAGAUAAUGUUGGUUUUGGAGAAGAAGAGGAAAAGAAAAGUGGGUGUUGCUCUUAGUUUUAUGAAGAUUCAAUCAACGAUUGCAUUUGUGUUGAAACUUGAAAGAAAUGAUGAAGAAUGAGGGAGAAGAGGAGAAAAUUUGUGUUUUAAAAGCUACUACUUACUUACUCUAUUGAAUGUGUCUGUCUAUAUUUAGCUUUAGUAGACAUUGUGAAUGCUUCUCAAUCAUUUUGGAAAAUUGCCAUUAAAACAAACUUGUAGCUGUUUCAUUAACUAAUCCAGAGAGGGCAAUUUGGGUA
Messenger RNA from Lactuca sativa (garden lettuce), 1498 nucleotides. Its product is annotated as serine/threonine-protein phosphatase PP1 isozyme 3. The record is from RefSeq and is a predicted model, not a curated record. Gene Ontology annotation, molecular function: protein serine/threonine phosphatase activity. Gene Ontology annotation, cellular component: cytoplasm; nucleus. NCBI's taxonomy places the organism in Eukaryota, Viridiplantae, Streptophyta, Magnoliopsida, Asterales, Asteraceae.